Messenger RNA from Cyanidioschyzon merolae strain 10D, 528 nucleotides. RefSeq names its product secreted/surface protein with fasciclin-like motif. The transcript has a single exon. The coding region runs from base 1 to 528 and encodes 175 amino acids. The record is from RefSeq and is a predicted model, not a curated record. NCBI's taxonomy places the organism in Eukaryota, Rhodophyta, Bangiophyceae, Cyanidiales, Cyanidiaceae.
AUGAAGGUCGUAAGGGUUUUAUUCGGACUAUUUUGUAUUCUCUCGCUCAUACAUGCAGUUAGAAUUGAGGCACAGACGUUAAGUGAGGUCGAACGUGAGCAUCCCGAUAUCAGCACGCUCAUAACCCUCGUGAACAGCACGCUCUCGACUCAGCUAAGCGCUCUAGCUGCUGCGAACAGAACAAUAACCGUUUUCGCUCCAGAUAAUACAGCUUUCGAAAGCUUGCCGGCGAAUGUCACCGCGAGGCUUCAUACGAACGAGACCCUUUUGAGGGACGUCUUGCUCUACCACAUCGUGCCUGGGAACCUCUCGGCGCACUUUUUACUCGGCGAAGGGGUUAUUUUAGUGAAAACGCUGUUCGACAACGAAACCCUCAUGUUGAACGCUACAAGGACAACGAUUUACGUCGAAGGAACACGGAAGGUUAUAGUGCCGGACGUUUUCUUCGACCUCGGUGUCAUACACAUCAUUAACGGAGUUCUGAUUCCUCCGAGUUUACACGGUGCGGUAUUAUACGGAACUAGUUGA